UCCAAUAUUGCAUGAACUCAACUCCCUCUCACAUUCCCAUUCUUCAUUUCUAAACCUAAACAUUUGAUUUCAAAAUCUCAAAACCAAAGAAAGGAAAAGAAAAUAUCUUUAAUGGGUAGAGAUCUUUGAGUUUCAUUUCACCCUUCCAAAAAUCCUCAAAAAAAAGGAAAAAAAAAAUGGGAUCUUCAGGCUAUAAUCUCAACCCUUUUCCUUGCUUUCCUCCUAAUUCCACUCCUUACAAUCUCCCUCUCUCCCUUCCUUCACUUCUCAACUCUGACCCUUUACUCCACAACACUUCCACUUCCAACUUCCAUCGACCCCAUCAAGAUCCAGUCUCAUUUCUAGCUCCCUAUUUCCCCAUCGGCCACUUCUCAGCGUUGACACCACCGGAGGCGGCCGUGAUCAAUUUUGCGGUAGCAGGGAACAACAUUCAAGCUCUUGGUGAUAUGAUCGUCCCGAGCGCUCCUGGGGCAGUGACUGCAACGGGGAAGAAGGAUCGGCAUAGCAAGAUUUACACUGCACAGGGUUUGCGGGAUCGGAGAGUGAGAUUGUCCAUUGAUAUAGCUCGCAAGUUCUUUGAUUUGCAGGACAUGUUAGGGUAUGACAAAGCAAGCAAAACCCUAGAGUGGCUUUUUAGCAAAUCCAAAAAAGCAAUUAAAGAUCUUUCAAGGACCAAGUAUGGAAAUGUUGUGGUUCAUGGAGGGGCUAAAAAAAUGUCUUUGGCUACUUCAGAUGUUGAAGAAGAAGAAGAAGAUGAUGAUGAUGAUAAAGAAGGAUGGAGGCUGAAGAUGAAAUCAAUGUUGAGCAUUGACGAAGAGAUUAAAGAACAAAUGAGUGAAAAAGCUGAAGUUUUUAAUCUUCUUGCUAAAGAAUCAAGAGCCAAGGCCAGGGCAAGAGCCAGAGAGAGAACCAUGGAGAAGAAGCAAGUUGGCGGUGAUGGUGACAGAGGAAAAAUUUUCGGUCAUCAAAAGAGCGGUGCCGAAGAAUUUUCGGAUCAUUGGAGUAAGCAUUUGAAUCAGAGAACUGAAACUUCAAAUCUGUCAAUGGAGGAAUCCUCCUUCAUGAAUAAGAGAAGGAUUUCUGCUAAGCAGUUCAUCGAUGACGACAACGACGGUGUGAAACCGUAUCGGGACGACCAUGCCGGAAUCUCUCAAUGGAAGCAUUUGGAACAGAUUAAGGGUUCUUCAAAAGGGCAUUUAGAAGAACCCUCCAUGAUCAAGAGGAAAUGGAGACCUUCCAUUAUUUCUGGCUCUUCUCAGAGAAAUCUACUCAUUUCCAUUGAUGGUAUUCCCAUUAACUUAACUCAAAAUUGGGAUACCAAUAGCAACACCAAUUAUCCUUUUGCCAAGUAAAAAAUUAUCAACAGGCAGUACUUGAGAGCUUAUUGCAAACCCUUAUUUGACGAAUCAAGAAUCAAAUGCAGCCCAA
Molecule: messenger RNA, 1428 nt
Organism: Benincasa hispida (wax gourd)
Lineage: Eukaryota; Viridiplantae; Streptophyta; Magnoliopsida; Cucurbitales; Cucurbitaceae
Source: RefSeq, a predicted model, not a curated record